AAUAUUUGCAAAAGUGUGUUGCAAUUGUGCUCCAAAGUCUGUCGUCUCAGCGGUAGAGAGGGUCAGGUGGAUGAAUAAGUGCGUAGAGUUUAAUAUUGAAUUGGAGAAGGUCUGAGAAAGAAAUUAUGCCAACUGGCCCUGUCUUCUCUAUGCCAGGGCAGGGGGCAAAGGAGGACGCAAGCCUUGCACUUUGAGGUUGAUGCUGGUGCCAUGGCGAGGCCAGUGCGUCCUGCUUCUGACAGCUACCAGUCCCUCUAUAGUCCCAUCAGUCAGGCCGCACCUCACACCAACGCAACACGCCUUGAAAGAUCGGACGAUGAGGAUCCAAGGUCGCCAAUCUUCUCUCUGUCUAAAAGCUCAAUGGAUGUGCUAAUGGCUACAGGGCCGCCACACCUGCGGGAUCCAUCGUGGACAGGAAUGGACCUGCGACGCAGCUCUAGCACCAACACACACUCCGAACACAACCCUCUCAGGCAACUGCAAACAACGCAGGUGGGGAGCCUUCGAUCACUGAUGGCAGGGCAGCACCUAGAACCUCACAGCCCCCCUGCCCUCAGUGACCGCUGGAUCGCCAAUACGCAGCGCUGGAGUGGCUGCAGUAGCACAUACAGCCGCAGCAGCACUCCUGACACAAUAGUGUGGAGAGGGGGGUCCUCUCGCCCUAGCAGUGCUACCCAGGAGACCAUUUCCACUGGUACACCGGAUUCUCCAUUAUCCAGAGCCAUGGCAUCCCCAACUACACCUUCCCCAUUCAUCUCCCCGCUGGUCACGCCCACUUUACCUCUUGUGGACAUUAUGAAAUCUUCCCCGCUGGCAAUGAAUAGGCCUCGUCAGAGGGACUCUCCUCAGCUCUCUCCCUACAGAAAGUCAGUCACCUCACAGCUACCAGACGAUGACGGCUACUUGGACAAUAGUUCACUUGUUUUUCAAUUUCCUCCCCCCAUUUUAUCCCCGUCCAGCAUGGAUGACGGUGUGCUGCCAGAUCCUGGAUGUGUGGAUAGCAUCACUCCAGAGUUACACUGUGGGCAGUUUUUCAAUGAACAAAACUUAGAUAGUCCUGUGAUGGAGUCAGAAAAUGAGCCAAUAAAUUCAGAAGAUGGGCAGGAGCUAGACAUACACGCAGCCUCAAUAUGUCAACCAGAUGCUCCUGAAGAACCUGCUCAGAGUCGCCUUGCAGUCCAAGGUUGGAGGUCUAAACUUAUAUCUUCCUUCAGUGACUCCCAACUGAGAGAGUGCUGUAGGUGCCACAUCAGUGCCAUCAAAAAGGUGGAAGUGUUGAAGGAUGAGGCAACAAUGACUUCUCAGCCUGAACUUGUAGACACAGGCGUACAGACAAUCACCCCGGUCAGCUCAUGGUGGAACCUAAAGAGAAACACCUCCAACAUGGGCUCCCACUCUAUUCUGGGCUCACCACCUGGAUCUAGACUGAACCUGAAGUCUUCAAUGGGCUCCCACUCCAAUCUGGUGUCUCCGUCCUUCAGCAUGAUGCCAGUUAGCAGCGGUGAUGAAGAUGAGAAAAGAGACGUGCUCCCCCCUGCAAUUCCACAGAUGGAGAGGAGGAGGUCAUGUUUGAAGAUCCAGGGUGAAGACAGAGACGAGCAGGGCAGGAGGAGCAGCAUGAAGCAGGUGCAAUGGGAUGAAGAUGGGAUGACUUGGGACGUACAUGGAGCUUCUGUGGACCCAGAGGUCCUAAGUACUGCUAUUCGUAGACACCUAGAACUUCAGAACAGUCCUCGAACUCCGAGACGGAGCUCUAAGAAGAAAAAGGCACCAAAACCUCCUCAAAUAACAAACAAUUCCAAGGCCAUGGCAGAGGAUGCAGAUUACCCUGAUGGUGAGCCACAGAAGGGCUCAUAUCCCGGGGAAGAGAGGGAAGUGGCCGACAGAAGAAGAAGUAAAUGUGAGGAGCUCACAGAAGCAUCCAGGCCAGUCAGCAUGGAUGCCACAGAGGAAGAAGAGGUUUAUGGCAGAGAAGGGAAUUUAAAAUCCCUUUCCCCUCAUGGGAGUGUACAACUGCGGAAGAAAGGCGUGAUCAGAUCACUGAGACCUGGAUGGUGUGGAGGAUCCAAGAAGGCAGACGGCAGAUAACUUUUCCAUUCCUAUCGGUGACUCUGGACAUGCUUUGAAAUUUGAAAAUCCAUGUCCAAAGAGGCUUUCAUUAAAGUUGAAAUCUGAGAACUAACAGUGUUGCUACAGAUGGUUAUUUAUCUGCCUGCUUUUUUAAAGAGUCUUUGGUUCUAUUCCUUUGUUGAGAGGAUUCUAAUGGUGAGAAAAGAUUUACUUCCUUAAGAGGUGAAAUCAUCU
Synchiropus splendidus (mandarinfish) is the source of this 2304-nucleotide messenger RNA. RefSeq lists its product as uncharacterized. Bases 211 to 2088 code for a protein of 625 amino acids. The record is from RefSeq and is a predicted model, not a curated record. NCBI's taxonomy places the organism in Eukaryota, Metazoa, Chordata, Actinopteri, Syngnathiformes, Callionymidae. The transcript has 2 exons. Gene Ontology annotation, cellular component: plasma membrane. Gene Ontology annotation, biological process: neuron projection development.